AUGAGCAGCUCCGCAGUGUUACUGCAAUGGACGCGACCAGCUGAAUUUCUCGUCUAUCUUGUCCCAGUGGGCAAUAUUCCACCGGAUCUUUUUGCUUCAUAUACACGUUUAUUGCAGACUCAUAGUAUUCUUCCUUUUCGUAGUCUCACACGUCCUGGAGGCUACCUAAUGGAACUUUCACCAUUCCAUGGUUUAGACUGGACUGGUCCUGGUUCAAUACGUUUUCAUUUUGUAUCAACAGCUCAAGAGAUUGAAAUUUAUGAUGGAGAAGAUGCACAUGCUAGUCAUCGUGUGAUUGGUGCAUUAGGUGUCUGUCAUAGUCCAUCAUUAUCACUUCUAGGUGGAUUACGUACUGCUUAUUUGGAAUUUAAAGCCUCGGUGAAGCAUUUUCCAGGACUUUUGAUGCAAAAAUUAUUUGCUUUUGAACAUACUUUUGAGGACAUUACAUCCAGUGAAUGCAAAGGACUUGAUGAUCUCAUUAUGUUUCCAAUGCAUCAUGAAAUACAAGACAUGGAUGAAUCUACUGUGAGUCUACAUUUACAGGUUGUAAUGGAUACAUUGGCUGUUAAUAUUCUCAUGUCAUUGGAAAGUGCAAUUCGAUCAGCUACGUCUACCGUACCAUCGACUGGAUUAAUGACACUCAGUGCACCAGAUGGAGAUCUUGCUAGUAUCUUGCUAGAUGUGAACGUUGAGCCACAACAAACACAUGUUACUCACCAGUCUGAAUCUUCUCCAAUUGUACUUUCAAACGAUACAAAAGUAAAUGCAACGUUUAACGCUGUCUCAAGCCCUGCUUUUCGCUCGCUAGGAUCACCAUUCUCUUCCAUUCCGUCACCGCUGACUGCUGAUGCGGUUGAGCAGUACACAAUUGCCAUUGAAAUGUUACGCGAAGAAGAACGGCGUAGUGGGAGCACCCCGGGGGACGCCUUGUGGCUUGCCGCCGCACUGGAAGGAUAUGUAUUUUGCUUAUAUACCGAGUUGAAUGACAAGUUUUCUACCGAGCUUGUAGAAAAAGCGUCGGAAGCGGUUGCAUUUUACGCAAAGGCAGGCACAGUCGAGCUUGAGAGUUUAUUUAUUCAGAAUCUUGGGUCAUACUAUGCAAGAGUAGCUAUGGCUACGUUGACAAGCACAUCAAUGACAGGAGAAGCGAAAUUGUUGGAAAGUGUUUGGAUGAAGCGCUUACUUUGGGACGUACUGGAAAGAGGAAUGGUGCUGUUUCCCGAACUGCCACCACAGCGCCAGAUUGAGUUCUUGAUUCAAACAAGUUACAUCCUCGAGACAGUAAGCCAUCGCCGGCGUGCUGCACUCUUUCUUCACGAAGCUGCAUCUCUGUUACUGAACCGCAACGCACCUUCUGUAGACACGCAAGCAAAGGUACUACUAUCACCUACCAGUGCCACAAAAGAGCCUCAGCGGCAGAGAGACUUGGAGGCUGCUUUGAUAUUGGAACGAGUUGCGGCGGAGCUGUUGGGUAUUCAAGGUCAGAGUACCCGAAAGGGUGACGUACGAUCAUGGAAGGUCACAAUACAACACCGAAGAAAACGGGGGAAGAAGUCAUCAGGACCAGAUACAUCUAUGGUCACACAAGAUGAUGCAUGGCUGAUCAUUCGCUUUCAUCUGCUUCGGCAACUCCUGGUCAUAGCGAGAAUGCUGGGAGACGCGUUCCUCGUCGGAACAUACUGUCUGCAGCUGCUAGAAAUGCUGGUAUGGUGUGAUUCUAUUGCUGCACUGCCUAACAUUAACUCACCGCACACAUGCUCACCACCCUCUUUGGAAGAAGCGUCUACUUCACAGGCGACGUUGCAAGUGGAUCAUCUGCAGCGACCUGCUACUUUUCUUCGUGUUACCCACUUACCUGUGGACCGAAUUGCAGCAGGUCUUCACGCAAAGAGUGGUGUUUAUUUAUUUCCACCUCCAGGCAUUGAUACUAAGGUCAAACGCAACUUUCUCAAUUCCCCUUCCGCCACCAUGUCCAAUGCAGCGGCGUCUUUAUCGUCGACGCUCACCAACACACCGCGAAUUUUGGCAACACCACGGCAGCAACUUUCCGCCGCUGUGACUGCAAUAUCUACAAAGGCCUCACCAGCGUUUGCUCAGUUUUCGAAUGCAUACCAUCAGCACAAUGGGUCUAUGUCAGGCCGUCCAGGUGGUGUUGACGAUUGUACGGCUACAAACAUUGUCGAUGAAAAGGAAUUUGGUAAGUCCAGUAUGAAUGGAGACGGUGGGUACGAAAGCUCUCAGUUAGUGGAUGCUGUUGAUAACAAUCUAGAUGAAACACUGCAUUUUGAUGCAGCGACAGCACCCAACACUGUGUGGGAUUUGCGUUCGAAGACAGAGAUUGCAAAGAUUGAACGACAACUUCUUAGUAUGCUGGAGUCUGAUUGCGCUGGGCUGCGGUCUAAGGAGCAAAUGCGGCUGCCCACAUUUUUAAAAAUGGACAUACUGAAGCUGCGCUCAAGUUGUAAUUUGAAGGAUCCUUUUCUUUCCCGUGUGACAGCUCUACAGAUGUUUAGAGCGCAGUCUGCAAUUAGCCAUCAAGCAGUGAAAUCCGAAUUUUUCUAUUCUCCUUUUGAUAAGCAGAAGAUGCGUGUAUCAGAUCACCGCGGUAGGAGCGAUAGAGUAGAGGACAGUGAUGAUAUGCCUGCUAUGUAUGAAAGAGGUUUUCCGGCUUGCGAGCGUAUUGAGCUUCAAUUGACCUUGUCUAACCCAACGGGUGUUGUCGUCAAGCUCCAGGAGGUCAGGGUGUGGGUCACUUUAUUCAAGGAAGAUGAUGGAGGGAGUAAAGGAAACGGUAGCACGAAUUCAGCGACAAAAGAUGGUGACGUUGAGUGCUACCCUUGUUUUUUCGUGCUGGAACCAUACCAAAAGCACAAGUCUGUGGUGCUGAGCAUUCAACCGCUGAGAGCAGGAACCUUUCAUGUUCGCGGGUGUUUCAUCAAGGCUUUCAACAUCGAGACAUCCUUCGAACUGGAAAACCCUAUCAGCUUCUUUGUCGUGCGCGAGGUACCGAAGGUAUCGCUUUCACUUCAUGAGCACAACUCGAUGAUGCUUUCUAGUGGCGAAAAUGUUGCGAUGUCACGAGAACCGAUUGUUGCCACAACCCGACUUGCAUUGUUCAUGUCCGAGACAAGACGAUGCACGAUCUGUGUGCGUAAUACUGGCAACAGCUAUAUCACAAACUACAGGCUUGCAGUAAGCAUUCAGCAUCGACGUGCAGCAACGAAAACGUGUGUAAUUUUCAACAACUUGCCACUAGCUUCAGCUACAACUGAGGAUAAUAGUGUGGAGGUAUCACAUAGCACCACCAAUAAAAUGAAAGCUAUUGAGCCUGAAAAGGGAAUGGUCGACACAGAGUUUUUAUCGUUCAAGUAUCGCAAGGUGGUGUCGUCUUUACUACCGCUUGCAAGCGGUGAUAUCGUCAGUAUUCCGUUUGAAAUAUCACUUCGAGGAAAUUGUGAGCCAGCGGGAGACAAUAUCCAGCUUGAAUGGUGCGUUGUCUAUGCUGACGAGGCGCCUGUCAGUUCAAAUGAUAUUGGCGAUUCCGAACAGAUUCCAAUGGGGUACCGACCAAAUGGAGGCAAUCCGGGUGCGGCUUGUGAUGUUAGUCAUUUAGCUGAAGUAGUGACAACGGACCAUUUGUAUUGUAUCAUCAUGGUACACAUCGUGAAUCCUACGGAAACAUCAUUUCGAUUUCGCUUGCGUCAUGAUACUGCUAGUUUUGGUGAGGAAGAAAUUGGUCGUCAAUGCUCUCGUCGGUUUAUAGUAGAAGUUCCGCGCUUACAGUCUUCAACCUUAUGCCAAGGGCCUCCCAGCUUGGCUGAUGUGCUGAAUGAUCUGGUGAAAAUGGAGUGGGAAACGCACUUUGGUAACCGAGGAAGGCUUCUCUGUGAGGAUCACCAUGUGGGAUCAAGUGUUGACCAAAGACAAGCGAAAGUUGAGCUUUUCUUACCACCACAAACGGGGAAGGAGCAUUUCUCUUCACACAUCGAGUUUCUUCCAGUUGUCACAUCUCAGCCCAGAGCCAUUGAAGAUCAAGUAGCGCUCGGCGUAGAGAUGGAAGUCAUAAUUACUGAAGAAGGAGAGAAAGGUGUUUGCGAGAUGAGUGAACACGUGGUGGUUGUGGGACAACUGCGAGUCGAUGUCCAGUGGGACGAGAGGAUGGAUAGGAGUACAAAAUUCCACGAGAUCCAGUGUAUGUUUUUGUCGGAAGAUUUGGUGUCAUCAACCGAUACAUGUAUGCGUCCAAUCGGAAAAUGCAACCGUCAGCGAUAA
This is a messenger RNA of Peronospora belbahrii, 4272 nucleotides long. The record is from the annotation of a GenBank genome assembly. Lineage: Eukaryota; Oomycota; Peronosporomycetes; Peronosporales; Peronosporaceae.